GGGAGACAGACAGAGAGACACAGGGAGACAGACAGACACAGAGACAGAGAGACAGACAGAGACACAGGGAGACAGACAGAGACACAGGGAGACAGAAAGACACAGGGAGACAGACAGAGAGACAGACAGAGACACAGGGAGACAGACAGAGACACAGGGAGACAGAAAGACACAGGGAGACAGACAGAGAGACAGACAGAGACACAGGGAGACAGACAGAGAGACACAGGGAGACAGACAGACACAGGGAGACAGAGAUACACAGGGAGACAGAGAGACACAGAGACACAGAGAGACACAGGGAGACAGACAGAGACACAGGGAGACCGAGACACAGGGAGACCCAGAGUGAGACACAGACAGAGAGACACAGGGACACAGAGAGACACAGGCAGAGAGACACAGCGAGACCGAGAGACGACACAGGGAGACAGCCCCUGGCGUCAGCCCGUGCUCUUCCUGCUCGGCCACAAUGAGGUUUCGGUUUUCUGGAGAUCGAGAUUGCCCGGACUGGGUUCUUGCAGAGAUUAGCACGCUCACGAAGUUGACAUCUGUGAAGAUGAAGCUUCUCUGUGUUCAGAUGAUUAAAGACCUACUUGGAGAGCCAAUUGAUUACCAGAAAAUCACGAAGCUUACAGAAGAUGCAAAAUUUGAAAGUGGGGAUGUGAAGGCAAGUCUGGCUGUACUCGAGUUUGUGCUGUGCAGUGCGGCUAAGUACAACGUGGAUGGAAAUUCUCUCUCCAGUGAACUACAGCAGUUAGGUCUGCCAAAAGAACACGCGUCCGCUCUGUGUAAGGUCUAUGAAGAUAAGCAAGCGGAACUCCAGGAUCAGCUGAAGAGUCAGAGCCUGCGCCUGAGUCGUCUGGCAGGCGUCUCAUGGCGUGUGGACUACACACUCUGCUCCAGCGAGCUAGCGGAGGUUAAUGAACCAUCUGUGCAGCUUCGGCUUAAUAUCCAGGAUGGGGCCACUGGAAUCAUCAAUCCGAUCGCCUUCACACUGUCUGACAGCAAACUGCGAGUCCUUCUCACAGAGCUGAAGACGGCACAGCAGCAGAUGUCAGAGUUGAGCUGAGCAUCGAAUUGAUCGGACCUCUGUUGGAAGUGUGGAGCACAACAGCAGAUCUACGCUGUGGACGAUGCUCAUUCUAUCCCUCUGCUUUUGUUAUUACACCUUUGUUAAAUCUCUUGUCACCGCAUAAUAUGGCUCGUUGAAAGUAUUUACAGGUAAUGGUUCACUUCACAAUUUAUUUUCUUAUUCACACAUUUGCUUGUAUUGUGCUGUCCACGUGUAAUUUAAAUACAAUAAACAGUUCAUUCCGUUGUGUACUUUU
Messenger RNA from Lethenteron reissneri (Far Eastern brook lamprey), 1331 nucleotides. RefSeq names its product COMM domain containing 4 (gene COMMD4). The record is from RefSeq and is a predicted model, not a curated record. NCBI's taxonomy places the organism in Eukaryota, Metazoa, Chordata, Hyperoartia, Petromyzontiformes, Petromyzontidae.